CUCUCUCACUCACACCUCUUGUUACCUUCAAAACCUUCUCAAAUCUCCUCCAUUAUUUUUCCUUCUUUCUCUCUCUCUCUCUCUCUCCCUGCAACAAGCUGCAUCCAAAAGUGCUUGGGUUCUGUUGCAGCGACCAUGGCUGUUGUUGUUCUUGCGGUGAUUUUGUUGGCCAUGGCUGGUCACUCAAGUGGAACAUGGUGUGUAUGCAAAGAAGGGUUAAGCGAGGCAAUGCUGCAGAAGACAUUGGACUACGCAUGUGGUGCAGGAGCUGAUUGUGGACCCAUUCACCAGAACGGUCCUUGCUUCAAUCCUAACACCGUCAAGUCUCAUUGCUCUUACGCCGUCAACAGCUUCUUUCAGAAGAAAGGUCAGUCUCAGGGAACUUGUGACUUUGCUGGCACAGCCAUCGUCUCAGCCUCUGAUCCCAGCUACACUACUUGCCCUUUCCCUGCAAGUGCCAGUGGAAGUGGGACAACGACACCAGUGACGACAACACCUUCGACAAGAGUCCCUACAACAACGAAUACAAGACCCUACACAAUGACACCAUCAACAGGAGGAGGUUUGGGAAUACCGUCUGGAACAGGCGGUAUUAACCCGGAUUACACAGAUCCAUCCUUUGGAUUCAAACUCCAAAACCCA
Messenger RNA from Camelina sativa (false flax), 642 nucleotides. The record is from RefSeq and is a predicted model, not a curated record. NCBI's taxonomy places the organism in Eukaryota, Viridiplantae, Streptophyta, Magnoliopsida, Brassicales, Brassicaceae.